Messenger RNA from Aaosphaeria arxii CBS 175.79, 1218 nucleotides. RefSeq names its product ribonuclease T2. Gene Ontology annotation, cellular component: extracellular region. The record is from RefSeq and is a predicted model, not a curated record. Gene Ontology annotation, biological process: RNA catabolic process. The coding region runs from base 1 to 1218 and encodes 405 amino acids. The transcript is spliced from 3 exons. Lineage: Eukaryota; Fungi; Ascomycota; Dothideomycetes; Pleosporales. Gene Ontology annotation, molecular function: RNA binding; ribonuclease T2 activity.
AUGCCUUCUGUUCGCACCCUAUCCAAGCUCGCCUUUGGCGGAGCUGGUGUCAUCCUUGGUGGUGGACAAACCGUGCUCGGUACCUUCAGCCAGUCGUGCCCGAAUCCUCAACUGAGCUGUCACAAUACCACCGUAGUUGAGAACCUUUGCUGCUUCAACGCUCCAGGUGGUCAACUACUAUUAACCCAGUUCUGGGAUACGGAUCCAGUGACUGGUCCAGAGGAUAGUUGGACCAUCCAUGGACUCUGGCCUGAUCGAUGCGACGGAUCCUUUGAAGCCAACUGCGACCCUUCGCGUGAAUACACCAAUAUCUCGGCCAUCAUCAAGUCUUUCGGCAAGGAUGACCUGUUAAACGACAUGGAAACGUACUGGAAAGACUACAAGGGCAACGAUGAUUCGUUCUGGUCCCACGAAUGGGGCAAGCAUGGUACCUGCAUUUCUACCAUGGAGCCGGAAUGUUACGACGAGCACAAGGCUACCGAGGAGGUUGUCGAUUUCUUCCAGAAGACCGUCGACUUGUUCAAGGAGUUGCCCUCGUAUAAGUGGCUCGAAGAGGCCGGUAUCACACCCUCGGACUCUGAGACAUAUACCACCGACGCCAUUCAGGCUGCAUUGUCUGCCAAACGUCCCGGCGUCGAAGUUACCUUGGGCUGCAAGUCUGGCCGUCUGAACGAGAUCUGGUAUCACUACGAUGUCCGCGGUCCCGUUCAGACAGGAGAGUUCGUCCCAGCCAACCCUGACGGCCCCAAGUCAUCGUGCCCCAAAUCCGGUAUCAAAUACCUCCCCAAGAACGGCGGUGGUUCGCAACCCAAGCCCACCGGCACGAAGCCUACCACCGGUGUUCCCACGAGCACCAGCGCACCCGGCACUCCGUUCAGCGGAAGAGGCACCCUCAAUGUCCAAGUCGACGGCUCCAAGAAGGGCUGCAUCAUCUCGGCAGGCACGUGGUACACCUCCGGCACCUGCGCAACCUUCACCGCGACCUCUAGCGACUCCGGCUUCACGCUCAGUUCCUCCAAGGGCCCUUGCGGCGUUGUGGGCGGCGCUCUCACCUGCGCGAGCAAAGUUCCGGCUACGACGUUCACGGCUGUCGAUGGCAAGCUGGCGGCCGGUGGCAACGCGGCUUGGAGCUCGAAUAAGGUCGCUUCUGGUACCACCCAGCAGAAGGUCUAUGCGGGUGCCGACCACGAUACGGGUUUCGAGAUCGUCUGGGGCUAG